Vidua macroura (Pin-tailed whydah) is the source of this 1413-nucleotide messenger RNA. RefSeq names its product olfactory receptor 14J1-like. Bases 388 to 1359 code for a protein of 323 amino acids. The record is from RefSeq and is a predicted model, not a curated record. Lineage: Eukaryota; Metazoa; Chordata; Aves; Passeriformes; Viduidae. Gene Ontology annotation, biological process: G protein-coupled receptor signaling pathway. Gene Ontology annotation, cellular component: membrane. The transcript has a single exon. Gene Ontology annotation, molecular function: olfactory receptor activity; G protein-coupled receptor activity.
AAGGAGAGAAGUGAUUAGGGAAAUUUAUUUUGAAAUUGGAGCUGUCAAAAUUCCACUUUAUUUUUCAGGGAUGUUUUAAGUUCAAUCACCCUGAAAUAAAGGAGAUGAAAUGAGCAAAGUGCACCUGUGUGGGGACCAGCAGGUCUGACUGAACUGGGGCACAGGGAGCCCUGUUCUCCCUCUGGGCUCCCCAGUGUUCAGGCUGAGAGCAAUGCUGAAGAUAAGAUCAGGCAGUAACUCAGCAGCAGAAACACCAACUCAAAAAAAAAAAAAAAAAAAAAAAAAAGAAAGUUUAGUAAAGUUCCCUCACAGGAAGAGAAGUAAUUUUGAAAGGAUUCCAAAUAAAAUACAUAGGACGGACCCAAAGAAAUUGGCCCUAUCUUGUCAAUGCCUUUUUUAACAUUUCAUGAUGCCCAGAGUGAAGAAAUGUCCAACAGCAGCUCCAUCAGCCACUUCCUCCUGCUGGCACUGGCAGAGACACGGCAGCUGCAGCUCCUGCACUUCUGCCUCUUGCUGGGCAUCUCCCUGGCUGCCCUCCUGGGCAACGGCCUCAUCAUCAGCGCCGUAGCCUGCGGCCACCACCUGCACACGCCCAUGUUCUUCUUCCUGCUCAACCUGGCCCUCAGCGACCUGGGCUCCAUCUGCACCACUGUCCCCAAAGCCAUGCACAAUUCCCUCUGGGACACCAGCACCAUCUCCUACACAGCAUGUGCUGCUCAGCUCUUUUUUUUUGGUUUCUAUGCAGAAACAGAGUAUUUCCUGCUGACCAUCAUGUGCUACGACCGCUACGUGUCCGUCUGCAAACCCCUGCACUACGGGACCCUCCUGGGCAGCAGAGCUUGUGCCCACAUGGCAGCAGCUGCCUGGGCCAGUGCCUUUCUCAAUGCUCUCAUGCACACAGCCAAUACAUUUUCCCUGCCCCUGUGCCAUGGCAAUGCCCUGGGCCAGUUCUUCUGUGAAAUCCCACAGAUCCUCAAGCUCUCCUGCUCCAAAUCCCACCUCAGGGAACUUGGGCUUCUUGCUGUUAGUGCCUGUUUGUUAUUUGGUUGUUUUGUGUUCAUUGUUUUCUCCUAUGUGCAGAUCUUCAGGGCUGUGCUGAGGAUCCCCUCUGAGCAGGGACGGCACAAAGCCUUUUCCACCUGCCUCCCUCACCUGGCCGUGGUCUCUCUGUUCUUAAGCACUGGUACAUUUGCUCACCUGAAGCCCCCCUCGAUGUCCUCCCCAUCCCUGGAUCUGUCAGUGUCAGUUCUGUACUCGGUGGUGCCUCCAGCCCUGAACCCCCUCAUCUACAGCCUGAGGAACCAGGAGCUCAAGGCUGCAGUGUGGAGACUGAUGACUGGAUGGUUUCAGGAACAUUAAACUAUUGGCCAUUUUCUGCCAAUCACUUGUAAUAAAAGUCAUUUUUGAUACUUA